Molecule: messenger RNA, 1374 nt
Organism: Lithohypha guttulata
Lineage: Eukaryota; Fungi; Ascomycota; Eurotiomycetes; Chaetothyriales; Trichomeriaceae
Exons: 1
Coding region: 1-1374 (457 amino acids)
Biological process (GO): ubiquitin-dependent protein catabolic process; protein deubiquitination
Cellular component (GO): cytoplasm
Molecular function (GO): cysteine-type deubiquitinase activity
Source: RefSeq, a predicted model, not a curated record
AUGGGCGGUGACUGGGACGAGGCCGAUGAAAGAGUAGGAAGCCGGGCGAAAGGUGGUUUCAGACAAGCCCAGAGUACAUGUCCGGAUCACUCGACAGAGCCACUGAAGCUCAAUAGCAAAGUGGCUGCGUCAAUGCCACUAACAGCCGCCAUUUUCCAGAACUGGAACUUCGACCAGGUUCCUACCGACACCAACCUGAGAGGUGGCGGCUGUGUUCAGUCUUUGCCCUGCGAUGUUCACAGUAAUGAUACACAUCUACCUGCCACUAUGAUCGAGAUUGCAGAGAAAGGACAUGUUCAGCAAGUAUCAGUGCUACAACCUUCGCAAGAGGCUGGACAGGAUGAGGAUGAGGAUGAGAACAAGGCUCUUUCCGAGCUUCCAGCAUGGACGGGUUGGGCUGAGCUAGAAAACGACCCCGAUAUCUUCACCAUCAUCCUUGAGGAGUGGGGUGUUCCAAACGUACAGGUCAACGAAGUUACCGCCAUCGAACAACUCAUUUUCGAAGCAAAUGCCUCAGAUAUCCUAGGCCUGAUCUUUCUCGCACGUUACGUGCCUCCCGAAGAGGCCGACACUGGACGACCAACAUCUGCAGCUCGUCCAGCGGAACCAUGGUUUGCUAAUCAAAUAUCGAAGUACAGUUGCGGCACCGUUGCUCUUAUGAACAUCCUUAUGAACUCCACUUCAGAUCAUGCUGAUAAGGAUCUUAGUGAGAUCUUGUCCGCCUUCAAAAACUCCACCUUGUCUCUUUCCGCAAAACAACGGGGUGUAGCUCUUGACACAAAUCCUCAAUUUCGAAAUAUUCACAACUCCUUCUCUACCCAGCUCGAUCGCAUGAUCGUCGAUGUCUUGCUGAAGGAAGACGCUCAGAAACACAAAGCAAGAAUGCAGGCCCAAGCAAAGCGUGACAAGCAAGCUGCACAACAAACCAAUGGCAACAGCACCAGCACGAAACGAAAGAGAGGGAAGACGACCUUCACACAACGAAGGAAGCGAAAGUCGAUAUCUGACGCAGACGAAGAGGACGAAGCUGGCUUUCACUUUGUCGCCUACCUCUCUCAUCAGGGUGUGGUCUGGAAAAUGGAUGGCAUGCAGUCACGUCCUACCUGUCUAGGCUAUCCAACUCCAGAACAGACCUGGUUGAAUGCUGCAGCCACUGACCUGAUACCUCGGAUGCAGGAGGCAUUCAAUAGUGGCCAGAAUUGUAGUUUGAUGAGUCUUACGAGGACAAGUGAUCGAGGCACUAGCACUGAGCAGCAGAUUCAGGCGAGAAAAUUAGAGAGUGAACGGAGACAGGAAGACUGGGCGCCUUUCAUCGAGCAUGUGCUUCGGCUUCAUGCUGAAAGGGGAGAUUUGCAGGAAAUGCUAGGUUUCUAG